CCAGGGUCUGAGCGUCCGGCUCCAGUCAUCUGCAUUACCCAAAUAGAGCUGCUUCCAGCCUGAAGCAGGGGCAAAACCAGGACCAACCAUAGAAUCAGGACCAAGCCUCCCCUGCCCGCUACGCUGGGAUGGCUUAUAAGCAAAUUAUCCCUGUAGCCUUGACUUAGUGAGUGCUCAGAGUCAGAAAAGAGUGAACACUCUUGACGCACGGAAGAGCCCAGAGUCUCCCAGCUCAGAUCCCCAUAGCAGCUACAUUCCAGCAGUGAGAGGCCCCCGGGGCGACUGUGUUCUCAGGGAUCUGAGUUCUGAAGCCAAGAAUUCUGAAAAAAACAGACUCCGUUGACCAAACUAUGGCCCACCCUUGACACUUUGCGAAAAGUCCAGCUGUUUCAGUAAUUUCAUCCUUGUCCAGGCCCAACCUUCACCAUGGAUUCUGGGGAGAAGAUCAAAGCCAAAAUCAAAAGGAACUUGACUGUGACGGGUCCUCAGGCUCCCUCCAUCAAGGAGCUGAUGAGAUGGUACUGCUUGAACACCAACACCCACGGCUGCCGGCGGAUUGUGGUGUCCCGGGGCCGUCUGCGCAGGCUUAUUUGGAUCAUAUUCACACUGGUGGCGGUGGGGCUCAUUUUGUGGCAGUGCGCCCUGCUCGUCCUCUCCUUUUAUACCGUCUCUGUCUCCGUCAAGGUCCGUUUCCAGAAGCUCGAUUUCCCGGCUGUCACCAUCUGCAACAUCAACCCUUACAAGUACAGUGUUGUGAAAGAUCUUCUGGCUGGCUUGGAUCAAGAGACCAAAAAUGCCUUGAAGAAUUUAUAUGGACUUUCCAACAUCAAAUCCCGGAAGCGGCGUGAGGCUGAUGUCCCCCAAUCGACUGAGGGAGACAGCCAUUCAAAAUUCUUGAACAUCCUGCCUCUUAUGGUCUUUGAGUCAGAUGAUACGACCACGGAAGCUACCGACCUCCUGACAGGAAGAAAACGGAAAGUCAGUGGCACCAUCAUCCAGAAGGCCUCAGAUGUUAUGCAUGUGCAGGAGACCAAGAAAACUGUGGGCUUCCAGAUGUGUGAAAAAAAUGGCACCAGUAACGAUUGUGCAACAUAUACCUUCAACUCUGGGGUCAACGCCAUUCGGGAAUGGUACAAGCUGCACUAUAUGAAUAUCAUGGCACAAGUGCCCCUGGAGAAGAAAAUCAACAUGAGUUACUCUGCAGAGGAAUUGAUGGUGACCUGCUUCUUUGAUGGGGUUUCUUGUGAUCCCAGGAACUUCCAUCGUUUCCAUCAUCCAAUGUAUGGGAAUUGUUACACCUUCAAUGGCGCCACCAAUGAGACCAUUCUCAGUACUUCCAUGGGAGGCAGUGAAUAUGGACUGCAGGUCGUCCUUUACGUAGAUGAAGAAGAAUAUAACCCCUUCUUGAUAUCAUCAACUGGGGCUAAGGUCGUUAUCCACAGGCAGGAUGAAUAUCCCUUUAUUGAAGACAUAGGAACAGAAAUUGAGACAGCCAUGGCCACUUCGAUAGGAAUGCACCUGACAGAGUCCUUCAAGCUGAGCGAGCCAUAUAGCCAGUGCACGAAGGAUGGCAGUGACGUGCCCAUCAAGAGUAUCUACAAUGCCACCUAUUCUCUCCAGAUGUGUCUUCAUUCCUGUUUCCAGAGGCAUAUGUCGGAAAAGUGCCAUUGUGCCCAGUACAGUCAACCCGCACCAGAAAAUGUCUCCUACUGCAAUUACCAGAAACACCCCAACUGGAUGUAUUGCUACUAUAAGCUGCACCAGGCAUUUGUCCGAGAAGAACUAGGCUGCCAGGCCAUCUGCCGGGAAUCUUGCAACUUUAAAGAAUGGUCUUUGACCACCAGUCUGGCUCAGUGGCCAUCUGACAUUUCAGAGAACUGGAUGCUGGAUGUUCUCACAUGGGAUCAAGGUCAUAAAGAAAACAAAAGGCUAAACAAGACGGACUUAGCCAAACUCUUGAUUUUCUAUAAGGAUCUGAACCAGAGGUCCAUCAUAGAGAGUCCUGCCAACAGUAUUGAGAUACUGUUGUCCAACUUUGGAGGGCAGCUGGGCCUCUGGAUGAGCUGCUCUGUGGUCUGUGUCCUUGAAAUCAUCGAGGUCUUCUUUGUUGAUUCCUUCUCCAUCAUUGCCCGGCGCUGCUGGCAGAAGACCAAGAAGCGGUGGGCCCAAAGGAAGAUCCAACAGGGCCAGUCAUCCUCUGGGAACCCUGCAGACCUUACUGGCUGUGACAAUCCAACCUGUGUUCUUGAUGAUGACCUACCUACCUUCAACACUGCUCUGCAGCUGCCUCAGGCCCCAGGAAGCCACGUGCCUGGGACUCCACCACCCAAGUACAACACUCUGCACAUUGAAAGGGCCUUUUCUAACCAACUUCAAGACACCGAAGACCCAGAAAAGCCCUGAGUUUGGAGGAGCCCCAUCCUUCUGCUAGUACCAAGAAGAAAGGAGGAGCCAGAAUGACUGUCUGUGGGCAGCUGGGUCAGCAUCUGCCCUGGACACUGCCCUUCCAAUUAGAGCCAGACCCUCCCUCCUGCUAGUCUGAGGCUCUAAAUCUACCCCUGGAACCUGUAUGGCAGACCCUGCACCUGAGAAAAAUGCUAUCGUCCAUUUUUCUGAAAUGUUGAUUGAGACUUAUUUUUGAAAUGGUAUCAAUAGGCCCUGGGCACAGGCAAGGGCUUCCAGCUAAAGGCUGACAGCUACCCAGGUGGAGUUGUCCUUCAUCAACCCAUUGCUGCUGACAGAUGCCUCAUUUCUCUCAUAGCUGAGGGAAUAAGGGAGGAUCCAGGACCAGAACUUCCACAUCUUUGGGGAUUUUUGUAAAGAGGCAAAUUUAGCCUUGAUUAUAGGGGGAAACCUCCACAGUUAGAGCUCCCCUCAAGCAAAUGUUGGAUGGCCAUUUGGGUACAUUGAAGAGGGAGUCCUUUUUCAGGUAUGGAUUGGACUACCUAGGUAGUCAUUGAGGCCCAUUCCAGCCAUGAAUAUCUGUAAGGCAGGAACCAAGGAAGUGUUCUGUAAGAGCCUGGCAAACAGAGGCAAGGUAACAAAGUCUAAAAACCAUUGCACUGACGUGACUGCAGAGAUUGAGACAAGCAGGCCAGCCCAGAGGAAGGGCUGAGCCCCACUCACUAUCAAUCGAGUAUCACUAGGGUAAAAAAAAGGCUUUUCUCUCAUGGCCAGACUGGCUGUGUGGGAUAUUGCACCCUGGGAACCUCUAUAACAUAGAAAGGUGUUCCUGGUCUAUGACUGAUGCUGCUUUUAAAGUGAAUUAUUUAAAACUAUGUGACCUGGAAAGUCUGUCCAAAUGAGAGAUCUAUUUUUGAAUAAACUUGGUGUGUUUGUUUUUUUAAUUAA
Molecule: messenger RNA, 3351 nt
Organism: Vombatus ursinus (common wombat)
Lineage: Eukaryota; Metazoa; Chordata; Mammalia; Diprotodontia; Vombatidae
Gene: SCNN1G
Product: sodium channel epithelial 1 gamma subunit
Exons: 13
Coding region: 427-2403 (658 amino acids)
Biological process (GO): sodium ion transmembrane transport
Cellular component (GO): membrane
Molecular function (GO): ligand-gated sodium channel activity
Source: RefSeq, a predicted model, not a curated record